Molecule: messenger RNA, 1310 nt
Organism: Lactuca virosa
Lineage: Eukaryota; Viridiplantae; Streptophyta; Magnoliopsida; Asterales; Asteraceae
Source: the annotation of a GenBank genome assembly
AUUUUGAAUCAAGUAUAAAGAGGGGAGAGAUGGUAUGUAGGGGGUCUCAUACCAAACCUCAAAACCAUUGACCAAUGGAUGUUGAGAAAGUUUUCCACAUGAAUGGUGGACUUGGUGAUAAUAGCUAUGCACAAAAUUCAUCUCUUCAGAAAAAGGCUUCAGAUAUGGUAAAGCAUAUAACCCUCAAAACCCUAGAAGAAACCUACAUCUCCACCACACCCGAAAGCCUCGGCAUAGCCGAUCUCGGCUGUUCUUCCGGCCAAAACACACUAUCAACCAUACGAGAUAUGGUGGAAGCCAUCGACAAAACCGCCGGUAAACUCCACAACACCCCACCACCGGAGUUCCGCAUCCACCUCAACGAUCUUCCAACCAACGAUUUCAACGCCACAUUCAAAAUACUCCCUGAUUUCCACCAAGCAUUAAACCACCAAAGGCGUCACCGGAGCCCCAACCACAAUUCAAGCGUAUACAUCGCCGGUUAUCCGGGUACUUUCUACGGCAGACUGUUUCCCGACAAGUGUUUGCACUUCAUUUACUCUUCUUACAGUUUGCACUGGCUCUCCAAGGUUCCUCCGGGAUUGUAUGACAAGAAUGGAAAGUCGGUUAACAAAGGUAGCUUAUACAUCUCGGAAUCGAGCUCUCCACAAGUCUCUAAAGCGUAUUUUGAUCAAUUUCAAGAAGAUUUUUCAAUGUUUUUAAGAUCAAGGUCGAAAGAACUUUUAGCAGGAGGUCGGAUGGUGUUGAUUCUAUUAGGAAGGAGAGAUCGAAGCCAUGUUGAUAGGGGAAACUCAUUUCUUUGGGAACUUCUUUCACGAUCAUUCGCCACCUUAGUUUCUCAGGGAGAAGUUAAGCAAGAAAAAGUUGAUGGGUAUGAUUCACACUUCUAUGCACCAUCAAGGGAUGAAUUAGAGGAGGAAGUAAAGAAAGAUGGAUGUUUUAAAAUGGAGCUUUUUGAAAUGUUUGAAAUGGAACGAAACUCCGGAGCUUAUAUGAGCCAUGGAACUGCAGUGGCCAGGACUGUUAGGGCGAUUCAAGAAUCGAUGAUUUCCCGUCAUUUUGGAGUAGAGAUUCUUGACAAUUUGUUUGAGAAUUAUGGGAAAUUGAUUGAUGAAGAAAUGGGUAUAGAAGAUAUUAAGCCCAUAAGUUUCAUUACUGUUCUUCGAAAAUUAUGAUUUGGAUAUAUAGACGUACGUCAUGCCAUGUAGGUAUUGUGUAAAUACAUCCAUGAAUUUUUUCCUUAUUUUCUUUUUUAAACUUAUAUGUACGUAAGGAGUUAUGUCUAAUAAGGGUAUUCAUUAUAAGGGUCG